Condylura cristata (star-nosed mole) is the source of this 1769-nucleotide messenger RNA. It is a transcript of the gene IGFBP4, whose product is annotated as insulin-like growth factor binding protein 4. Gene Ontology annotation, molecular function: insulin-like growth factor I binding; insulin-like growth factor II binding. The transcript is spliced from 4 exons. Gene Ontology annotation, biological process: regulation of insulin-like growth factor receptor signaling pathway. Gene Ontology annotation, cellular component: extracellular region. The record is from RefSeq and is a predicted model, not a curated record. The coding region runs from base 16 to 795 and encodes 259 amino acids. NCBI's taxonomy places the organism in Eukaryota, Metazoa, Chordata, Mammalia, Eulipotyphla, Talpidae.
CUUCCUCGCCCGGUCAUGCUGCCCCUGUGCCUCGUGGCCGCGCUGCUGCUGGCCGCCGGGCCCGGGCCGAGCCUGGGCGACGAGGCCAUCCACUGCCCGCCCUGCUCCGAGGAGAAGCUGGCGCGCUGCCGCCCCCCCGUGGGCUGCGAGGAGCUGGUGCGGGAGCCCGGCUGCGGCUGUUGCGCCACUUGCGCCCUGGCCAAAGGGAUGCCCUGCGGGGUGUACACUCCCCGCUGCGGCUCGGGCCUGCGCUGCUACCCGCCCCGGGGGGUGGAGAAGCCCCUGCACACGCUGAUGCACGGGCAAGGCGUGUGCAUGGAGCUGGCGGAGAUCGAGGCCAUCCAGGAAAGUCUGCAGCAGCCCUCUGACAAGGACGAAGGCGACCACCCCAACAACAGCUUCAGCCCCUGCAGCGCCCAUGACCGCAGGUGUCUGCAGAAGCACUUUGCCAAAAUUCGAGACCGGAACGCCAACGGGGGCAAGAUGAAGGUCGUCGGGGUGCCCCGGGAGGACAUGCGGCCUGCGCCCCAGGGGUCCUGCCAGAGCGAGCUGCACCGGGCCCUGGAGCGGCUGGCCGCCUCGCAGAGCCGCACCCACGAGGACCUUUACAUCAUCCCCAUCCCCAACUGUGACCGCAACGGCAACUUCCACCCCAAGCAGUGCCACCCGGCUCUGGACGGGCAGCGUGGCAAGUGCUGGUGUGUGGACCGGAAGACGGGAGUGAAGCUUCCGGGGGGCCUGGAGCCGAAGGGGGAGCUGGACUGCCACCAGUUGGCUGACAGCUUCCGCAAAUGAGCCCUGCCAGCAGGCAGGGGACUCAGUGCCCCCUGCUACCCGCAUCCCCUCGAGGCUGCAGAGCUGACCUGGAGCCUGAGUCUGAGUUUUGACUCUGCCUUGGGCCCAGGAGUUUCCCUUGGGUGUGUGUGUGAGUGUGUGUGCGCAUGGGUGUGCUCUUAGGGUGAGCCAAACAAAGCCUGGGGGUGUCCUCUUCGGGCUUUGAUAGCCUGAGAGGUCUGAGAGUAGCGAUGGGGAGCCUGGUGUGUUCCCAGAUCGAUCCUGGAUUCAUUCAUUCAUUCAUUCAUUCAUUCAUUCAUCUAAAAACAUGUAUUGACCACAUACUACAUGCCAGCCCUGGGGACUCUUAUUCCAACUUCCUCUGAUUUGGGCAUGUGGGGCCAGUUCCUGUGAGGUGAGCAUAAGCCGGUGAGAGAAGUCCCAUUUCCAGAAUCAGAGGAAGAAUGUAGACAUGUACUUGGCCAUUGACCGCUCCCCGAUCUAGUCAGAGGGUAGAGACUGUUGGGUGGCAGAUGGCCCCGUGGUCAGGAGGCCCAGACCACCCCCCAAGCUCAGGCCUGCUGAGGGGAAGGGCCUGCAGAGACAGGUCCACCUGGGGCUGGCUGGCCACAGAGCACCUGCUUUGGGGAAGGGAGAGCACCAGAGGGAGAUGCGGAGGACUGAGGCUGGAGGGAGCAAGGCCCAUCUCUGGGCAGUCAGGGUGGGGAGGAGAACGGAGUGGGGGAGGGUGUGGCGGAGGGUGGCACCACCCUCUGGUGCCUGCUGGGCCCAGGUUGCCUCAGACUCCCUCCUCCACCUCAAAGUCAUGAAGUGGAGAUCCCCGCCUUCAGGCCUGUGGCUCUGUCUCUCUCCUUCCAUCUCCAUCUUCCCCUUGGCCUCCUUCCCCCCCUGGGCAUUUUCUGGCCAGACUGGAUGGAAGGAGACUUAAGGACCUACCAGCUGGCCAUGAUGUCUUAUCUUUUUUUUUUUUUUUU